Racocetra fulgida is the source of this 508-nucleotide messenger RNA. NCBI's taxonomy places the organism in Eukaryota, Fungi, Glomeromycota, Glomeromycetes, Diversisporales, Gigasporaceae. The record is from the annotation of a GenBank genome assembly.
UCCUAUUGUCAGUGAAAGUGAAAAUAAAAGCCCAGAAAUAGUCGCUAUUAAUGAAAGUACCGAAAUAACCAUUGUUAAUAAUAAUGCCGAAAUAACCACCAUUAAUGAAAGUGCUGAAAUAACCGCUAUUAAUGAAAGUGCCAAAAUAACCACUAUUAAUGAAAACGAUUCGGUUUCUAUUUAUAAUUCUAGUGUUCAUGAGGAGAGCGAUAGUUCUAUUGUUCAAGAAGUUUAUAAUUCCAGCAUUCAUAAAGAAGUUUAUGACUCAAGUAUUCAUGAAGAAAUAAUUAAUAGUGACGAGUCAUAUAUGUUAGAGGAUUUUGAACAAGCCAAAGAAAUGUUGGAAAAUCUAGAUCAAAAAAAUAAAAAGCGUAUAACAAGUCUUGUUAGUGAAGUUAUGAAAUUACGGCAGCAAGUAACAGAUCAGGAACGGGAAAUCUUAGAUCUAAAGAGUCAGAUAAAUGAAUGUCAAGAAGAAAUACUUCAAAUAAAGGUACUCGAGCACUAA